Molecule: messenger RNA, 1441 nt
Organism: Osmerus eperlanus (European smelt)
Lineage: Eukaryota; Metazoa; Chordata; Actinopteri; Osmeriformes; Osmeridae
Gene: kcng3
Product: potassium voltage-gated channel, subfamily G, member 3
Exons: 2
Coding region: 152-1441 (429 amino acids)
Biological process (GO): protein homooligomerization; potassium ion transmembrane transport
Cellular component (GO): voltage-gated potassium channel complex; membrane
Molecular function (GO): delayed rectifier potassium channel activity
Source: RefSeq, a predicted model, not a curated record
CCACUUGAGGCAGCAGCACCAGGUAGAAAACGCGUCAAAGGUGAAACUUUCUCCCUGGCCCGGAUCACCAUCCACAGCUUUAAACUCUUCGGAGGAAAACGUGUCUUAAUCAGCUGGUGUAACAACCAGGAUAAGGGACUACCAAGGUGAGAUGAAGUUCGGUAAGAGCAUUUGUGUGCUCAACGUUGGGGGGACCCGGUAUGCUUUCCCCCGUGAAGUGAUCAGGGAUUUCCCUCUGAAGCGCGUCAGCCGGUUGCACGCGUGCGCCUCUGAGAAAGAGGUCCUCGAGCUUUGCGAUGACUACGACCGGGAUUUGAACGAGUUCUUUUUUGACCGACAUGCACAGGCUUUUGUGUUCAUCAUGCUGUACGUGCGCUCCGGUAAGCUCCGCUUCCUUCCCGGGUUGUGCGAGCUCUCUUUCUACACCGAGAUGGCCUAUUGGGGACUCGAGAGCGCGCACCUGGAGUUCUGCUGCCAAAAGCGUCUGGACGACCGUUUGUCUGAAAUCGGUAUAUCUAGUCUGUCGGAGGAGAACCUGCGAUCCCCGGGAGAUGAGUCCCGGUGCGCAACCGGGCAAGAGCACGAAACGGACACAGGGCGCGCCAAGUGGCUUGAUAGGAUGCGCAGAACGUUCGAAGAGCCCAAUUCAUCAAUCGCAGCGCAGGUUCUGGCAUCUGUCUCGGUCGUUUUUGUGAUUCUAUCCAUGGUCAUGUUGUGUGCCAGCACCCUUCCCGACUGGGACACGGCCAAACGCAACACCGUGGAAGAACACAGGUAUUCUUUUGUGCCCUGCAGGAUUGUGGAAGCGGUGUGUAUCGGCUGGUUCACUGCUGAGUGUGGGGUGCGUUUCCUCGUGGCAAGGGAUAAGUGGGACUUCCUGUGCCAGCCAUUAAACCUCAUAGAUGUGGUGGCCAUCUCUCCCUACUACAUCACAAUGGUGUUAGCCGGGGCGGGGUUGCCAGGGGCGGGGCUAGGGGCUGCCGGGGUGGCGCUGCGGGUGCUGAGGAUGAUGCGGGUGUUCUGGCUGAUGAAGUUGGCCCGUCACUUCCUGGGUUUGCAGACCCUGGGUCUGACCCUGCGCCGCUGCUACAGGGAGAUGCUCAUGCUGCUAGUGUUUGUCUGUGUCGCCAUGGCGAUCUACAGCGCUCUAGCCCAGCUGCUAGAGUACGGCCUGGACCUCGGGGGCCGUAACCACGACUACGCAAGCAUCCCGGCGGCUGCGUGGUGGGUCAUCAUCUCCAUGACGACCGUGGGGUACGGAGACGUGUACCCGGUGACGAUGGGGGGGCGUGUCCUGGGAGGAGUGUGUGUGGUGAGUGGUAUUGUCCUCCUGGCUCUGCCCAUCACCUUCAUCUACCACAGCUUUGUACAGUGCUACCAGGAAGUGAAACUGCGCUCGGAGAGAUACACACGUAGCCUGUCAGGCCAGAUACCGCACUGA